This is a messenger RNA of Pseudomyrmex gracilis, 2090 nucleotides long. RefSeq names its product protein Fer3-like. Lineage: Eukaryota; Metazoa; Arthropoda; Insecta; Hymenoptera; Formicidae. Gene Ontology annotation, molecular function: protein dimerization activity. The transcript has 3 exons. The record is from RefSeq and is a predicted model, not a curated record. The coding region runs from base 563 to 1351 and encodes 262 amino acids.
GGAUCGGGGAUUGUACCUUGUGUCCACUCUUGGUGUUCCUGCCGAUCUCGAGGAACACCGGCAGUCCCGCUCGACUUUGAUGUUCCUUGCUCUGCGAGCCGCGCGCGAAAAACGCGACGCACGAGAAGCGAUCAGUGACUAUCUGUGGUGACGAAAUGAGAGAUCGAUUUCGCGCGGGGUGACGCGUCAGACGAUAAAUCCGAUGAUCUUCAAGGAAUCUUUCUCUUGGUAUUACGUUACAACUCUUCGGUAAAAGCGAAAGUUGAUUGACGAAGAGAAAUGGUGACCGAAUCGCGACCAUAAAAAUCGUUGAAGUUCCGCGGAAGAACAUUUCGAAAAUAUCGCAGUGUGUGUAUGUGUAUUUUUUUAAUAUGUACAUCGCCGCCAAUUGCGUUGCCAAGUUUGAUGGAAUGCGAUCUGCGUUAAAGUGACAUCAAAAUGUCUUAGGAAUCUCGUCAAAAUAAUCUCACAGUUGCGCGGAGAUCAUUUUGCGAAUCUGUUCCUUGUUCUUCAUCGCGCAAGAACAUUCGACCGUAUUCCCGCCCAAAACUAGAUCUCGUCGAUGAUGGCCCUGUUAUCGAAUCAUCAUUGCAACUAUCAGAACACACAGUCCGAGGUGCUGACACCCACGUAUCCGGCCUCAGCGAGAAGCUAUGACCCCCUGUAUCCAUCACCCUACAACUCCCCGAAUUACGAUUCCACCAGAAUCGCGUAUCGGGACAGUUGCUCGCACGAGAACGAACUUACACCUCGAAGAGAGGUCGAGACGUUGGAUUACGCCAAGGACGUGGUGUCGGAAUACGCGAAGACUCCGGAGGGAUACGACCGAGGACCUUACGGAGUCCUGACGCCCGUCACCCCGCAAAGAUACGAACCAUCUCAUUCGAUAGACCAGACAACGUCGCCGCGAUCGACGUUAUACGAGGAGAGUUCGAUGGACUAUCAGCCGCCGCCAUAUUGCUACGAGACUCCUCCUCAAGAGCCGAGAUAUCAGUCUCUGGAAAACACCAAACCGAUCCUCGCGAUCGUCGAACCUCGCGUCAACUGUUGGGAACCCGUCAUUUCGACUCAGAAAAUGCCUACGACGCCGCCGAUAAGUCCGCGAAAGGGCAGACGAAGAUCGCGCGACGUCCCGCCGUCGCCGACGGUGUUGAAGCGCCGGCGUCUCGCGGCGAACGCGCGCGAGCGACGUCGCAUGAACGGGCUGAACGACGCCUUCGAUAAGUUACGCGAGGUCGUACCGAGCCUUGGGACCGAUCACAAGCUGAGUAAGUUCGAAACUCUGCAGAUGGCCCAGAGCUACAUCGCCGCUCUGUGCGACCUUCUGCAGAGGCAUGAUGCCAAGAGAUAGAUCCAACUGAGAAGUCGCACGUUUCCUUUUAAUGUCCUCUUUAAUUUUGUAAAUUUAAUAUAUUUCUCUUACGGUGCCGAAUUUAGUAACAAAACGCACAAAUUAUAUUUCAAAUAUCGAAAGAAUUGGCACGUUUUUUUUUUCAUGAUAAUUGCUAUAUAAAACUUACUGCAAGACUGAACUAUGCUUAAUCAGCACCAAAAGCACUACUACUUGUAAUCUUAAGCUAAGCAAUUAAAGGUGUGUUAUAUAUUCUAUAAAAUAUAUUCUAAUUGCAUGUCUACAAGAAUUGAAUGAUAUUUUCUAUUGGCUUUCAUUAUUAUUUUUGCGAAAUAGUUUAUUGUUUAGCUGCGAUUGUAAGAAACAUAGUAUGCAGUCAAGUGAGCGAAUAUAUAUUUUUAUGAUUUUGAGUUAUUUAAUAUUGUAUUUUUACACGUUAAGUUAAGGUACGUUGUAAACAGCUUUUUGGAGAUUGCAUUGUGAAUGUAAGCAACUGUGUGUGUAUUUGUAUAUUGUAAGUUACUUUAGUUAAGAAAAACAACAGCUAAGGAUCCAAAGACUACUCGCGCGAAAAUAUAAAAGAAGUUUCAGCCGAAAUUUUGGAGAUAUUUUUUUUUGUAAGAUAUAGUUGAUAGAUAUAUGUAUAUUUUAUCACUUUUGUAAGUUUAGUAAAAGCGCGACAAUUGUAACGGGUUUUAGUUAAGUCUACAUUUCGAAAAUAGAUUUAAAAAUUGUAAUU